AUGUCUACUCUCAACGAUGUCGAGCAAGAAUUGCCUACUGAAGCUGAUAUGAUGGAGGAAGUUUCGCUUUUUUCCAACAUUUUGCCACAUUUCAUUCGGACAAUGAGCCAUCCAUGUUUCUUCUUGCCAUUCGUCUCAUCCGAUCUUCGACAGCAAUUCGAAAAUCUUCGAUUGCAAGCGAUUAAUUGCAAUCGGCAGGCUCGUUUUAUUCAAAACGGAGAAAACAUCAAUUUACAAGAAGAAUUUCUCCGUCUCCGUGAAUCGUAUGCUUCGAUUCAAAGGGAAUAUGAGUCAUGCCUUGCGGCUGUUGAAGAAUUGUGCGGUAUCGCCAUCACAGACCCCGUGCAAUUCAUGUCCUCCUUUAAUAAUCCCAUUGCGGCUCCCGAGCCAGAAGAUUUGGAGGGAAACUACUACGACGAAAAUGAUGAUGUUGGCUCUGAUGCACGUACUAUUGUCUUUUCAGACACCGAUUCAGAGAUUGACGAUGACAAUGAUUAUGGUAGCAUUAAUGGUGACAAUUAUCAGAUUAUGGAAGACCAGCAUUCCGAUGAAAUUUUUGCGAUAUUGAAUGAAUUAGUUGAGUAA
This is a messenger RNA of Caenorhabditis bovis, 585 nucleotides long. The record is from the annotation of a GenBank genome assembly. Lineage: Eukaryota; Metazoa; Nematoda; Chromadorea; Rhabditida; Rhabditidae.